GCCACCGCCCGGCUCCCGGUGCCCCCGGACGCAUGGCCACCGCCGCCCGGCUCGCAGCGCUGCCCCGCCGGGCGCUGCUCCUCCUGAGCGGCCGUGCCCUGCACACAAGGAGACCCGCUGCAUCCCAGCGGGCGACCAACAGCUAUGUCCAAGGGACCGUAGACAUUCCGCUUCUAAACAAAACCGUGGGCCAGUGCCUGGACGAGACGGCUGAGCGCUUUCCCGACCGUGAGGCCUUCGUCUUCUUCCAAGAUGGGGUUCGGAAAACGUUUGCUCAGUUCAAAGAGGAGGUGGACCAAGCAGCAGCUGGACUUCUGGCUCUUGGCCUGAAGAAGGGAGACCGGCUAGGAAUGUGGGGUCCCAAUAAAUACGAGUGGGUUCUCAUGCAGUUUGCAACUGCCCAGGCAGGAAUCAUCCUGGUAUCUGUGAAUCCCGCCUAUCAGGCCCUUGAGCUGGAGUUUGUCAUCAGGAAGGUUGGCUGUAAGGCACUGGUGUUUCCUACUCAAUUUAAAUCACAGAAAUACUAUGAUAUUCUAAAGCAGUCAUGUCCUGAGCUAGAAAAUUCCAGUCCAGGGGGAAUAAAGAGUAAAAGGCUACCUGACUUAUCUGUCGUCAUUGUGGUGGACUCCAAGCUGCCUGGCACCUUCCACAUGAACGACGUGAUGCAGGCUGGGGACAGCAGCCACGUGAAGCAGUUAAGAGCCUUACAGCAGACCCUGUCCUGCAACGAGCCCAUCAACAUUCAGUUCACUUCAGGGACAACAGGAAGCCCCAAAGGAGCCACCCUCUCUCAUAGGAACAUUGUGAAUAAUGGCAAUUUGAUUGGCAUGAGACUGGGGAUCACAGAGCAGGACUAUCGUGUUUGCCUCCCUGCACCCCUCUAUCAUUGCCUGGCGUCAGUAGGAGGCUGCAUGGUGACGGCUCUGCAUGGUUCCUCCUGCAUCUUCUCAUCUCCGAGUUUCGAGGGGAAGGCGGCACUGGAGGCAGUGUCUCAAGAGAAAUGCUCCUUCUUACAUGGCACGCCAACCAUGUUUAUAGCCAUGCUCUCCCAGCCAGACUUUGACUCCUACGACCUGUCGACUCUCCGGGGAGGAGUUAUUGCAGGUUCCCCCGUUCCCCCUGAGAUCAUGAAGAUGAUUUUAACGAAGAUGCACAUGCCAGAGACUGUGGUUGCCUAUGGGACCACAGAAAACAGCCCGGUCACCUUCAUGGGAUUCCCCAAUGACAGCAUUGACAGAAAAACCAAGACGGUGGGAUACAUCUUCCCCCACACAGAGGCAAAAAUUGAGGAUCCAGAAACGGGGAAGCCCGUGCCUCUGAACACUGCUGGGGAGCUUCAGAUCCGCGGCUACUGCGUCAUGCUGGGGUACUGGGACGACCCUGACAGAACACGGGAAGUGAUCUCCGAUGAGAAGUGGUACAAAACGGGGGACAUCGCAAGCCUGGACGAGCACGGCUACUGCAGUAUUAUCGGCCGCUGCAAGGACAUGAUUAUUCGGGGAGGAGAGAACAUCUACCCAGCAGAACUCGAGCAGUUUCUCCACACCCAUCCCAAGGUUGAGGAGGUGCAGGUGGUUGGCGUGAAGGAUUCGGUGAUGGGAGAAGAGGUCUGUGCCUGCAUCCGCGUGAGAGCCGGGCAGAACUGCACCGUGGAAGACAUUAAGGCUUUCUGCAAAGGGAAGAUCUCCCAUUUCAAGAUCCCCCGGUACGUCGUGUUUGUGAAUCAGUUCCCGCUCACCGUCUCGGGCAAGGUUCAGAAAUACAAGUUGAGAGAGCAGAUGGAGAAGCACCUUCAGCUCUGAGCUCAGGAAGGCAGAAUUAAAAAAAAAAAAAAAUAAUAAAGGGAUAAAUCAGACUUGCUUCAGCCAGCUUUAUGUCUGCUUUUCACCUGUGCCUCAGGAUCAGCGCUGGAGGGCUUCUCUCCCUGCCAUCAGCCUGAUGGCACUUUUAUGUUAAUAAAACAGAGAGCCUCUUUUUCCCAGUUAGGUUUGUUUCUUUGCCAAAAGAAAUACUGCGGUGUGAGGAAGGGAUGCUUAUUUCUGGAAUCCUGUCCUGUUACUGUAAGACCUUAUGAAGGUUCUAAAACCUUGUGUCUCUUCGAGCAGCUUGGCCACAGCCAUUUCAGAGGACUUUGUAGGCCUGAACAGAUGUCGGUAAGAUAUUUUUACUGAUAUUUUAAGUCACAACAGCCUCACACAGUAAGUACCUUCUCUGCUUGGGUGCUGUUGAGAUUCGUAGGUCAUGUAACAUUGCCUGGUGAAACGACACACCUGAUAAACUUGAAAUGAAGGGCAGGGGCUUUAGAGAGAGAGGUGUGACGUAGGAAGCGGCUCCCUACAGCUGGCUGGAAAAGCUAGCCCCGUUCCCGGGCCUUGCGGGGGCCUUGUGACCCACCAAUAAACUUCUCCAACACAG
This is a messenger RNA of Cygnus atratus (black swan), 2415 nucleotides long. RefSeq names its product acyl-CoA synthetase family member 2 (gene ACSF2). Lineage: Eukaryota; Metazoa; Chordata; Aves; Anseriformes; Anatidae. Bases 33 to 1802 code for a protein of 589 amino acids. Gene Ontology annotation, biological process: fatty acid metabolic process. Gene Ontology annotation, molecular function: medium-chain fatty acid-CoA ligase activity. The transcript has 16 exons. The record is from RefSeq and is a predicted model, not a curated record.